GGACGGGCAAAGAUGGACGCAAAAGAGAGAAAGAGGCCUGUCUAUCUAUCCCGGUCUAUCCCCCGGUCUAUCCACACACAUCUGCAGAUGUAUAUAUGUAUAGAAGCAACACGACUCGACACGAACACGCGAUACGAAGCAUACGCCCCAGGUCUUCUUCCCAAAGGGGCAGAGAGCGGCGACUUUCUCUUUCCUCGCUCCACCUCCCGCACCGCACGGCAAAGCGAUCGAUACGGAUAGUGAGGUUGAUAUCGAUAUCAGCCCGAGCUCAGCUUCAUCGGCUUCAGCUUCAGCUUCAACCCUCACUCAACCUUCAGCUUCAUUCAACCUUCCCUCGACCAUAUCCCAUAUCCCAUAUCCCGAGUCAUCGCCGGACCCGGACCCCGACCGCCCAUUUCUAUAUAUAAAAGGCCCCCCUUCCGAUCCCCCAGCUAUAAAAAGGCCCGGCCGUUCGCCACCCCUCGUCCGAUUAUGUUGCUAGCCUCCCAAGCGCAGGCCUUUUCAACUCCACCACGACGUCAGCCCUCUUCCUGCAUCGUACCACAGCAGAUCCAGCAUCAACGUCAACAACAACGUCAACACCAUCAACUCCAAUAUCAAUAUCCAUACCAGCUCCAACACCAGAACAACCACCAGCCUCAGUAUCAUCACCGCCUGCACUGGUCUGCGUCCAGACCCAACGAUCCAGCUGUCUUCCCUUCCUCGCUGGCUCCAUACAACGAUAUCAUCACCACCUCCUCCUCCUCCUCCUCCUCCUCCUCACCCCCUUCCUCCACCUCGACCACAACGACGGCAGACAACUUCUAUACCUUUGGUGCAGACCAGCCUCUGUUCGACUUCCAAGACUACAGCUCGAGUCCGUCGCAGUCACUGAUGCAGUCUGAGCCGCCGAGCAGCAGCUGGCUCGCAGACGGUCAACUGACUCCGACCUCCUCGAGAGCCCGCCAUCACCGCGAGUCGUCUCUGUCCUCCUUGGGCUCCGCUGGUCCCGCGUCUCCAUACACAGCGAAUACCGCGAACCCACAGGUUGCUGGCGAUCUCUACCAUGAGCUCUACGACUGCCACCACCCCGCUUCGAAGCCUCUGACACCUGCGCAUACCCCGUCACAGGAUCAGUUCCUCUCGCCGCAUUAUCCAGCCUACUAUCCCGGUCCCAACCAGCUCCCUUUCAACAUGAGCGCCGACGGCCUGCCAAAACCCAUGGGCGACGCAGAUUUGGCGUCUGCCCGUGCUGGCGCAAGCCAUGACUCACCGUCAACGCCACCGUCCUGCGAGAAUGAAGACAGGCGGAAGAAUGCCUACAGGAGUUCCAUGCCAAAACUCGACCGGACGAUGACGGAUAUCUACGCCGACGAGCUGUACAAUCCCAGUUUCCAGAUCACCUCGGCCCCUGCUGCUCCAACCCCAGCAUUGGCCUCCACGCUCUCGCCGCAGGACGAUGUCUUCACGCAGCGACUCCAGGCGGCGAACAGUCAGCACUUGAGCGCGUCGAACACUCACGCCCCGCUGACGAUGUCUGCGGGAGAACGCUCGCCCUUUCGGCAAGGCUCGCCUCUAGCCCCGUCCGCGGAGAGCUUUGGCUCCCAGCGGUCACCGAACGUUCGAUUCGGGACCGCGACGCACAUGCGCGAGCAACAGAAGGCAGAGAACGAUGCGCGCGCCCUCCAGCAACAGCUGGAGAGGACCUCCCCUGAGCAUACGACCCCAAGGACCAUCUCGCCGAAGGAUGUGGACUUGGUAUAUCACGAGAGUGAGGAGGACGCAAACAUGCCAUUGUUCCCACCACAGCAACCGCAGCAAUCGCCUUCUGCAUACCGCCGGCGGCCCGCAUCUCAACACGAGCCCACCGAAAUCGACGACACGGCAUCUCAACAGAGCUAUGGCAGUAUGGCCACUACAAGGCGGGAGAGCUCCUCGGCAUACUCCACGUCGUCACAUGCUACACAGCAACAGCAGCAAGGCAACUUCAACUUCGCACCGCCUUCUGUCCGGGGCGGCCUCCGACAGAUCCCGCAGCAGUACCCCUUCGUACCUCAAUCGCGCAGACAAACCAGCAACGUCUCAAGUGUUACCGAGGAGGUCCCGGCGACUCUGACAUCGAUGGAAUCGAGCAGCAGCGAGUAUGCGCCCGAGCCCUCCGACAACAAGAAGCCUGCCGAAACUUCCGCCGACAGUGGUACAUACACCUGCACGUAUCAUGGCUGCACACUGCGAUUCGAGACCCCAGCGAAGCUCCAACGGCAUAAGAGGGAGGGGCACCGCAACUCGGCUGCGUCGAUGGCCGCGGGCGGGGACGAGGGCGGCAUGACCUCAGCGGCGCUCCGAAACACCCAGAACGGGCCUCACAAAUGCGAACGUAUCAACCCGUCGACCGGAAAGCCCUGCAACACCAUCUUCUCUCGGCCCUACGACCUCACGCGACAUGAGGACACGAUACACAACGCGCGCAAGCAGAAGGUGCGCUGUCAUCUGUGUACGGAGGAGAAGACAUUCAGCAGGAACGAUGCCCUGACGAGGCACUUCCGCGUCUGCCAUCCGGAUCAUGUGGACUUCUCGAAGGGUCGACGCCGAGGU
Messenger RNA from Amorphotheca resinae ATCC 22711, 2574 nucleotides. RefSeq lists its product as hypothetical. Lineage: Eukaryota; Fungi; Ascomycota; Leotiomycetes; Helotiales; Amorphothecaceae. The record is from RefSeq and is a predicted model, not a curated record. Gene Ontology annotation, cellular component: nucleus. The transcript has 2 exons. The annotation marks the transcript as partial. Gene Ontology annotation, biological process: regulation of transcription by RNA polymerase II.